Molecule: messenger RNA, 2004 nt
Organism: Hydatigera taeniaeformis
Lineage: Eukaryota; Metazoa; Platyhelminthes; Cestoda; Cyclophyllidea; Taeniidae
Source: the annotation of a GenBank genome assembly
AUGACAGAAGAAUUUGUCACUUCACUCAAGGCGGUUACCGACUUCUUAGGUGAACACCCCUCCAAGAUUACCCUUCAGAGUCUCAAGUCACUCAGUGAGUCGAUUAAACUCGCUCCGGACCAGACAAAAUCAGUUAUGGAUCUGGCAUUUCGUGAACGUACGCUCUCUCUGCUCAGCGGGAGCGAUUCGAUGGCGGAGGUACGCGCUUUACUUAGACUAGCUGCUUCAGCUGCCGUGGAGAGCGUCUGUUCUGCUUCCACGCCUUUCCUUCUCUUCGCUGAUCUCGUCAACACCAAACCCAUCGCUGAGGCCGAGGCCAACUUCCACUUUCUGGAAGAGACAAUCAAGGCGCUUAAGGAUGCUUCACUAUUCGGUUCAGGGCGAAACACGCUACUCCGAAUGUGCAAUGAUCUGCUUCGCCGUUUGUCCAAGUCUCAGAACACUGUCUUCUGUGGUCGUAUCCAGCUCUUCCUCACCAGUCUUUUUCCAUUAAACGAAAAGUCUGGUCUCAACUUCACCUCUAACUUCAACUUGGAGAAAGAAGUAGCUUUCAACCAGGACCCCGACGAGAGCCUUUUCCACUCUCUCACCACCGAGACAGGCGCUGAUAGGGAUGACGGAGACGAUGCGGGAAGCGCAGUUAAUCCUAGCACCCUAGUCAAUGCUGACCUAUACCGCCGUUUCUGGCGACUUCAGGAGCUAUUGAAGGCACCUGCCCACUGCUAUACUUCGGAAGGGUGGAAGGCCUUUGUAGAGUGCACCGAAUGUGUCGUUUCCACCUUUCAGAGCAUUCGACUAACAACUGGAUGCGGGAGUGAGGCGCCUUGGCAUCAGUUUACCAUGUACCUGACCAGUGAGAAGCUUAUAGAUUUGCAGCUCAUGGAUCGAAGUUUCCGUAGGUACAUCCUUACCCAGUUGGUCAUUAUCUUCCAAUACCUCACUGCACAGGUGAAGUUCAAGAAUGAGAGUCAGCGUCUGAACGAAGAACAGCUACAGUGGAUGCAAACCCAGCAGGAAGCGAUUGUUGAGCUUUUACAUAGAGAUGCUGCUUCUCCCUCCGAUGUUACAGAGACCGUGGUGGAACAUAUUCUGUAUCGUGAGGCUCAUUGGAACCAUUGGAAGAACCAAGGUUGUCCUUCCUUCAUUAGGGAACCCGAGAAGUCGGUCCUCGUUCCACGGAAACGCAGGACGAACCCUCUACAAGAUCGAUCCGGCAGGAGAUUGUAUCGAUUUGGAAAUAGCGAUUUGGACGAACUGUGGUCUGCAUGUCCAGACAAUUUGGAGGCUUGUCGGGACAAACGACGCGUUUUCCAACCUCCUGAUCUACAGACUUACUUUCAGGACGCCAUUCUUGAGUUGGAUCCACAAGAAAAGGUGGAAGAGCAAUAUAAGUGUAUCAAUCGUGAGGAGUGGACCUGGCGUGCUCUGCGAUUGCUUUCGCGUCGAUGUGGUCAGUUUUAUACCAAUUGGAAUCCUCCUGGCCGUCCUAUUAAGGAUUACUUGACCAACAUUCUAACGGAGAAACUGCAAAGCGAAAGCAGUGAGAGUCGAUCAAAUGGGGAGGCAACUCAGAAGCAGCACCAGGCCAAAGGUCAUGUAAAUCGAAGUGACAAAACUUCAUCAUCCUCCACCGGAGGCACAGCUAAGUCAGCCGUAGUAUGCAAUCAAAAGGGGUCUUACGGAGCCCUCAAGGGCAUUUCUCCAAGGGAAGACGCCGCAACUGCUGAUUUGCGGGCUCGAUCACGUUCCCCACUUGUCUCUAAAGCUUCUCCUUUCGCUGAUGCUUCCACUCCUGUUAUUGUGGCCACUGCCAAUCGACCGAAUUCUUUGCUUUCGGAGGACGAAGAUGAGGCUGUACAGGAACAGGAACAAGAAGAGGAGGAAGUAGAUGAAGACACCGAUGGAGAAGCUGCUGAUGAGGAUGAUGACCUCGAGAGUGGUGACUCCGAGGAUUCUAAAUCCAGAGUUGACAGGCAGGAGGUCGAGGAGGCCAAAGAUCGUUGA